AUGGACGCGAACGCGCGUUCGAACAUUUUAGGCAAUGCGGGGGUGUUGGCAUCGAGCCAAGGGAACGCGUUCCGCGCGGGAACGACGACGACCGCGCCGGCGAAGAGCGUCGAGUUCGCGAUGCCCGCGGCCAGAGGCGCGGGGGUCACAACGAACGCGAGCGAUGCCGGAAAGGAGAACACCGGCGCCGCGCGCGGCGCGGCGGCGAACGCGAGCACGAGCGGGGAGGAAGCUCCCGCGGAGAAACGUUGGCAGCUGAGCGACUUCGACAUCGGCAAACCGCUCGGUCGGGGCAAGUUUGGGAACGUCUACCUCGCGCGCGAGAAGCGAAGCAAGUACAUCGUCGCGCUGAAGGUGCUCUUCAAGAACCAGCUCCAACAGUCGCACGUGGAGCAUCAGCUUCGCAGAGAGAUCGAGAUUCAGUCGCACUUGCGGCAUCCGAAUAUCCUGAGGCUGUACGGGUACUUUUACGACCAGAACCGCGUGUACCUGAUCCUCGAGUACGCCGCGCGAGGUGAGCUGUACAAAGAACUCCAAAAAACGAAGCGAUUCAGCGAGAAGAAGAGCGCGACGUACAUAGCAUCGCUCGCGCGCGCGUUGAUGUACUGCCAUCACAAGCACGUCAUCCACCGCGACAUCAAGCCAGAGAACCUCCUCAUCGGGAUCAAAGGCGAGCUCAAGAUCGCGGACUUUGGCUGGAGCGUGCACGCGCCGAACUCGCGACGACAGACGCUGUGCGGGACGCUGGAUUACCUCCCCCCGGAGAUGGUCGAGGGAAGAGACCACGACAGCGCCGUGGACGUGUGGUCCCUCGGCGUUCUCGCGUACGAGUUUCUCUGCGGCGUCCCUCCGUUCGAAGCCGAGGGGCACUCGGAGACGUACAAACGGAUCCUCCGCGUGGACCUUCACUUCCCAUCGCACGUCAGCGCGAACGCGCGGGACAUGAUUAGCGCGCUCCUGACGAAGGACCCGAAGACGCGCUUGCAGCUGAGCAAGCUGUUGGAGCACCCGUGGAUCACGGAAAACGCGUCGCCGAACGGCAUCCCGGCGGCGGAGUGA
Molecule: messenger RNA, 1059 nt
Organism: Micromonas pusilla CCMP1545
Lineage: Eukaryota; Viridiplantae; Chlorophyta; Mamiellophyceae; Mamiellales; Mamiellaceae
Exons: 3
Coding region: 1-1059 (352 amino acids)
Biological process (GO): mitotic spindle organization; protein phosphorylation; regulation of cytokinesis
Cellular component (GO): spindle midzone; spindle microtubule; chromosome passenger complex
Molecular function (GO): ATP binding; protein kinase activity
Source: RefSeq, a predicted model, not a curated record